This is a messenger RNA of Opisthorchis viverrini, 2059 nucleotides long. RefSeq lists its product as hypothetical. The coding region runs from base 162 to 1886 and encodes 574 amino acids. The transcript is spliced from 4 exons. The record is from RefSeq and is a predicted model, not a curated record. Gene Ontology annotation, molecular function: FAD binding. Lineage: Eukaryota; Metazoa; Platyhelminthes; Trematoda; Opisthorchiida; Opisthorchiidae.
UUGGUAGAGAAUUGUGUGCGGGUGACAAACACAACGAGGUGAUUGCCAUUCUUACUUUUUACACUACGCAAGUCACAAUUCCGAGAGGCUGAAAAUAUCUGCGAUUUCUCAGUUUUCAACCCUGAAGAUCUUGGAAACAUAUUAACCAAGUCAUAGACGGAAUGGAUCCAACGAUGUUUACAGACCCGAAUGUGGUGAUCAAACUUGGGCGUGAGUUACAGAAGCGCGUUGGACUGUUACCUGUUGUGGAAGUUCAUGCAUUUCAUUUGGAUUCCCAACCCGGGCAGAUUGUGCGUAUGUUACGUGUCCAACCACAGUCCUACUCUGAGAUCGCACGUGUUGUGCGGGCAGCGCGAACGAUGAAACUUACAGUCCGCGCAUGUGGUGAGAGAACUGGAGGCGAUAUCGGAAUUUACGGAACACCAUCCACCGUAUUAGUUGACUGCGGGCUUCUAGCCGACAGUCCGCGGCUGGAAUUCGUCAACGUGAGGCGCAAAGGUGAUGACGAGGAAAUACCGGGUCUUCGUGUCCUUGCAUGCGUUGGGAUAAAUGAACUCGUGCAGUUUCAAAUCAACAACAGAAUUGAGAUUGCCCAAAGUGUGGAGACCGCUUCGAUUUGGGGAACUGUAGUCGGAGCUGUCACGUCCAGUGCCCCUGGAAUCGUGGGGCCUUGUAGUAAUGCACAAGGAGGAUGUUUAUCAGACGAGGUGAUCGGCAUUCGAAUUGUGGACUGCCACGGGGACCUCAUUCAGUACUCAAGCAAGGAAGAACUUUCAGCCGCUUUGUCUACUCUUGGGGUGCUGGGUAUCGUGUAUGAUAUAACGUUGCGAUACACCCCACUGUCGCUCACCAGGGUUGACUACAGAUUUCUCAAAUGGUCAAAUUUGUUGGAUAUGGAUAACUCGAUUCUACGGAAAUCGAUCGAGGAAAAGCUUUUCACAGAGCUCAUCUAUCUACCGUAUAACAGCUGUGAUCUAGAAGAACAGGAUAUUGUCGAACUUCCAGAAUGGUCGGCUGAACAAGAUGAAGUGAUCUUGCGUACAGGAAAACAUUUAGGUGAAGCAGUCAACCCGGGGGCUGAUGAUCCGUCAGUGGUGGAUUCCUGUCCUAGACAAUUGGUUUACCUAAUCGAUCAAGUUUUCGGUCCCGAACCAAAAGAAUUUAUCACCCAGAUAUCGAAAACCCCUUGGUUGCUUGGACGAGCUCACCAUCAUUUGCGCUGUCGCUUUCAGCCGGAGCCUAGUCAAAUCCAGUAUACUCCGUGGGCUAUCAAUGCUCUUGGAAAAAUUGCCGAACCAAUUCGAACGCUUCGGUUUACCAUGGAAACCGAUAAGGACCUGAAGGAAUUCGCUGAGGCUAUGAAAGUUGUAUUUGAACUGCUUGAGGAUCUUGCACGUGGUGGACGGAGAUAUCACAAGAACUACUCGAUAAACCUGGGCUUGCGCGUGCAUUUCACCGGCCGAACUAAAACUGGUCGCCUUCUUGGUGUAGGGUUUGACUCUGGAGAGGAUCAGUACAACACCAACAUCCUAGCACACUUUACGUUCGUCGGCAUCACUUCACCAGGGCCGAGCACAUUGUGGACGAGGGCAGCCAAUCACACAACAAAUGUCUUACUUCGUUCAAUCCCAAGAUGUAUGCCACAAUGGAGAAGCGAGUGGUACGGCAUUACGGAAUUAGUCAAGCGCUUUCAAGAUGCACUGUGCAAACAAAUCGAACCAUUGAAGAAGUUGGUUGAGUUGGCCGAUCGCGAUGGGGUUUUCUUGAAUGAGUUGAUGGCUUCCAUCCUCUAUCCGGAACCCACGUUCUACCAAAAGUUAUAUCAGUCACAACGCAAUGACGCACUGUAUGCUGUAAUUCAGGACACAGCCUGUUUAGUAUUCUAAAGCCAAAGAUAGCUUCUUGUAUCACCAGUUUUCUUCCAAAGGAGGUGGAUUUGGAGAGCACCGUCUUGUUUGCCUGUGGAUCAUUUGUCAUUUCUUCCUAUUCAGUUUAUUUCGGUUGGCAUAUCACACUCCGUGAACUGGAGUCACUUGAAAAUACAACAUUUGAUUGUGUG